GCCCCGAGUGGGGCGGGUUUGCUGCUCACUCCUUCAGUCAGUCGCCUCAAGUUGGUCGGGCAGAAGAGAGCGAAGGAAGCAAAGCCAUGGAGAAGACCCGGCGGCCCGUAGUGGUGACUGGGUUCGGUCCAUUUGGGGAGUAUUCUGUCAAUGCCAGCUGGAUCGCAGUUCAGGAGUUGGAGAAAAUGGGCCUCGGAGAGGAUGUGGAUCUACAUGUCUACGAGAUUCCCGUUGAGUAUCAGGCUGUGCAGAGGCUCAUUCCAGCCUUAUGGAAAAAACACAGCCCACAACUUAUAGUUCACGUGGGACUGUCUGGCAUGGCCACAACGGUGACAUUGGAAAAAUGUGGCCACAACGUGGGAUACCGGGUUUUGGACAACUGCCACUUCUGCCCAGGUUCCGAAUGCUGCAUUGAAGGGGGCCCAGAAUGCAUUGAUUCGAUCAUCGACAUGGAUGCCGUGUGCAAGAGAGUCUCUGCAUUGGGACUGGAUGUCACAGUCACGAUAUCAGAGGAUGCUGGGCGGUAUCUAUGUGACUUCACGUACUACACUUCCCUGUACCAGAGCCACGGGCGAUCUGCAUUUGUCCACGUGCCUCCCUUGGGAAAACCAUACAGCGCAGAACAGCUGGGCCGUGCACUCCAGGCCAUCAUAGAGGAAAUGCUCAAUGUCUUAGAACAAUCUGAGAGCAACAUCAACUGUCACAACGAACAUUGAACUCGGGCCAAAGUCCCCGCCUCUUUACUUUCCUCAUGGUUGCACUUCCAAAAACGUUUUCUCCUGUUCUUACAGAAUCCCAAGCUGGCAGCGUCCAUGUAGAGGAUUGAGAACAGAAAUGGAUGCCUGGCACUCUUGAGGAGAUACAUUGUGGGAGAUCCUCCUUUGCUUCUCUUUCGAUUCCAGCCAAACUAGCUCUCGCUAACUUCUUGGGGUCCUCAUCGGUGGUUCAGGUCCUGCAAAGAUCGUUAAGUGGAUUGAGAGGAUCUGCCAGUUAAGGCAACUGCUCUAGUUGUCUGAUGUGCUCCAGUUCAAUUUCGCAAGGUCCUUGUGUUUUCAGAAGGACAAUUUGAUGGUUCCACUCAACAUGUAGCAGCGCUUUCGGUUCAAAAUGUAUGGACCCUCACAGGAGGUGCUAUUCCCUUUACAAGAAGAUGUAUUGUACAUUUGCUCCGGAAGCUUGGAAGAUUUUUUUUUUCUUCACUGCUUAAAACAGAUUCUUCCAAUUUAUAUGGUAGAGUUCUGCUCUUCAUGAGGAACGCUUGGGGAUGGAAAGAGAGGCGGGAACAUUUCCUUUAAUUGACACCUCAUGCCAAAUCUGUUGAUGGCUUCUUUUUUUAAAAAAUAGACCAGAUCUCUUUGGAUUUUGCCUUUCUUGAUUUCUGUAGCCACCCAUUGGUCUGAAAUGUAGAACUUCUCGCCUGCUGGCUUAAUGUGCCGUAGGAACUGGCCUCUUCCCUCCCACCCACCCCAAAUAGCCCUACCAUAGCUAUCUUUCCCAGUGCCUCAAAAUGAGAUGUUCCUCAAAUAUCCUUUUGUACCUUAGGAAAAUAACACGGUACAUAUCCUUUUCUAAACUUUUCUGCUCUGCUGGGGAGGGAUGAGACUCUGGAUCAAGGUUAGGAUUUUGGCUUCUGCUUUUGCUAGGAAAAGGGGGUGAAGAGUUGCUGGCACCAUCUCCUGCCUGGUGAAAGCCUCUUUCGCUUCAGCUCCAGUUUCUGGGCAAAAAUGCCCAUGAUUUCUUCAGCAGAGUAGUUCUCCAGGAAUUUCCCCUGGGCUCUCCCCUCCGUUAUGCUUACCCAACAGUGGCCCUUGCCAGCUCUGUAGAAAACAAUGCUGCACUUUUUACCUACAUGAGAUUAGAGUAUAAUAUACAUUCAAAAGAUUAAAGACUGUGGGGUUUUGUUUUGUUUUUUUCUUUUAAAACGAGCAGUGUUCAACUUCACUCUAAACAGGGAGACUUUGGGGAUGAAGCAGCAGGAAGCAACUUGUAUGGCAGAAUGGAGACUCAGCCACUCUAUAAUCUUGGACAAUGGAAUUGCCCGAUAAAACUGAAAAGAGAGCAACUUUUGCUAAAAAUGUUCUGGUUUAAAAUGAAACUGGUUCUUCUUUGCUGUAAAAUCAUUCUUUUUUGAAUCCCUCUUUCUCUCCCUCCCUCCCUCCCUCUCCCUCUCUCUCUCUUUAAACUAAUUGAUCCUGCUUUUAUAGUAACUCUCAGUGAGAGCUGCCUUGUGCUUGUCGGCUUGCUAAACCCAGUGGUAAUCUGGUUGCAAGACAAAGGGCUGCUGGAAUUUGAAUGCGUGGCCGUAUUUUGAGACAGUCUUACAUGAACCUCAUCUGUACCCCUUUUCGGGUUGCUAAAGUUGCUCUUAAAACUUGUUUGCACACCAGCCUCUUACACUUGCAUUCAAAUUCCAAGCACCUUUGGGUGUAGUAAGUCAGCCAACUUCUUCUGUUUCAUUUAAUAAUUUAUUUUAUUUAAUAUUUUUUUUGUCCAGAUGUGAUGACCUCUGUGCUUCCCCUCCCCCCCCGGUCCCCACUCUAGCAAAGGUGGGGUCACGGCAUAGAGUCUGCAUUUGUUUUUUAGAUUUGCAAGCAGUCUUCUUCCUUGGAACACUUUGUAAGUAAGAUGGCAAACUGUGCAAGGGGCCUUUUGCCCCCUUUUCUUAAAAAAAAAAAACCCACACACAAACAGCAACGAUGCAAUUUGAGGAACAGAGGGCUGCUGUUUUUAGUUCUAAUAAAGUGUAGCUGUGAAAUUU
Molecule: messenger RNA, 2758 nt
Organism: Thamnophis elegans (Western terrestrial garter snake)
Lineage: Eukaryota; Metazoa; Chordata; Lepidosauria; Squamata; Natricidae
Gene: PGPEP1
Product: pyroglutamyl-peptidase I
Exons: 5
Coding region: 87-716 (209 amino acids)
Biological process (GO): proteolysis
Cellular component (GO): cytosol
Molecular function (GO): pyroglutamyl-peptidase activity
Source: RefSeq, a predicted model, not a curated record